AUGCUAUCAUCGGCAAUCUACUUGGGUUCAAAAAUAGACACUGUUGCCGCACGUGUGUAUAUCCCCAGCGAGAACACGGUCAAGUUUGUCGCUGUGGUUCGCGUUAUUGAGGACGUGAUGUACGGCGACCGUCAUCACGUCGAUUCAGCUAACCGAGAUGAUGGUGAGUGGUUAUGGUUUGUGACCGAAGAAGUUGGAAAGCAAGACGACACAACAGCAUCUCGAGUGACGACGGCGUGGACAUGGAAAGCAUCCAUGAGUCUAACCAGAGCGUCGUACUUGACAAUUCGGGGGACGCAGAGACUAUUAUCCUUGCUACGGUUGCCUACGAAGCCUCCGUGGCUGAUGAGGAUCGGUCGGCAGACGUCGAUGAGAAGAACGAAGAUCACGACAACUAGGACGAUGGGUGAGAAUCACCAGGAUAUGAGUGACCAGACAAAUGAUGGUCAUGAUGAUGACGAGUCUGUCUCGGCUAAUUUUGGAUUGGAGGUGGACCCAGCAGACGAAGGUUCGAUCGCCGAUGCGACCGAGGAGGGCGAGGACGUAAGCGAUCCGACCGACGAGCAGGGAUCGACUCACGAGCAGGGCCCGAAGGUCAAGGAUCAUACGGAAAACAGCCGGAGCAAGGACUCACCUGACGAUGACAAUGCCGGUGCUGUGACGAAAAUGACCGCCACGGAACGAUCCGUGCUUGAGAAGAUCGUACUGCCAGAAGGCCUGCGAAAGCGAGUGGAGCGAGACGACACCUCGUCAGAAGCUGAGAAGAACCAGCUUGGAGAACGAAUGAAAGAACGUCGCACAGGCUUACGUCAGUAG
Molecule: messenger RNA, 816 nt
Organism: Plasmopara halstedii
Lineage: Eukaryota; Oomycota; Peronosporomycetes; Peronosporales; Peronosporaceae
Exons: 1
Coding region: 1-816 (271 amino acids)
Source: RefSeq, a predicted model, not a curated record